AUGCCACAAAUUAUUAACCAUCCAAUUUUUCAAAUUGACAUGAAAUUUUUGAAAACGAUUGAUCAAAAAAGGGUGAGGCACGUUUCAUAUAGAAAAAAUGAACUCCCAUCAAAGGAAAUCGAUAUGUUAUUUAUGUACAGGAUCAUUCAAAGCGAAGGUGGUAACAUCAAGAAGAUUAAUGGGAAGGAGUUCUUUGAGACCUUAAGAACCUCACAUCCAAGAACAAGAAUUUUUCUCGUUCCAUCAUAUUAUCAUUCAAUUUACAAGGAAUAUUUGUCUCCAGAAGAAAAAGUCGUGGAGUUGUAUUUCAAAGAUGAAUAUAUCCACCUUACAAAAGCCUAUUUCUUUAUGGUGGGAACAGCCGUUGUGAUUGGUCUGGAAAGGGGUGCUUUCGACACGGGUGCCGCUAGUGAGCUUGUAUCUGAAUUCGCUCGUCUUAACCCAGAUGCUGCUGAUACUGAGUGGUAUUUAAAUCAGUCUGUUCGAAUACUCACCGGGUUUUUCGAGAAAGUAAUCCUAGAUUGGAAAGACCAGUAUAGGCCAGACAACAGAAAGACUGAUCAGGAAAUCCGUGAAGAAAUUAAUCGCUUGAACGAAGUCGCUAAAUUACUGGACAUGGUCCCAGAGAUUAUUGCCAGCAAUUUAGAAAUUGCAAAAGGGAUGCAGCAGCAGGAUUUUGACGAAAUGAAGAAGGACGUUAAUAAAGAGACCAUAGUGGCAAAGAAAAAAAUAUAUAAAUGUAAAAUUACCCUUCUUCGUCGGAUAUACCCAAGGCUGUCAUUAGAGUUAUUUGGAGAGUUAGUGGCACUGAUGCAAGCGGUUGUGAAGCUGUUUACUCUGGUGCUGACAGCUGUCCUUGAAUUGAAAACCAGUACUAAACUACGAAAUUCGUUAUUUUGGUGA
This is a messenger RNA of Naumovozyma dairenensis CBS 421, 903 nucleotides long. RefSeq lists its product as uncharacterized. The record is from RefSeq and is a predicted model, not a curated record. The transcript has a single exon. NCBI's taxonomy places the organism in Eukaryota, Fungi, Ascomycota, Saccharomycetes, Saccharomycetales, Saccharomycetaceae. Bases 1 to 903 code for a protein of 300 amino acids.